AUGGCCGCGAGGACAGGAUCUGGAGUUUCGAUUGCGGUCCCGUGGAAACGGGAUACUCGGCGUGCUCUCAGUCCGGCUACGUCAACCGAUACGACGAACCCAUCUCUUCCUUGUGCCCCGGCAAUGGCGUCGUCGCUGGAGUCGCAAGCGUGCAUUCCGACACCGCCGAGGAUCGCCGGUUCGACUUCAAAUGCUGCCACUUGGAAGGAGUUUUCUGGACGGACUUCUUCUUUCCUGCACGAUUUCGACCGACCCUUGGACUAUUCCGUCGACCCUGGCUAUUACAUCGUCGGUGGUUUCAGUGUCCAUUCCAACCGCAAGGAGUGA
Molecule: messenger RNA, 327 nt
Organism: Darwinula stevensoni
Lineage: Eukaryota; Metazoa; Arthropoda; Ostracoda; Podocopida; Darwinulidae
Source: the annotation of a GenBank genome assembly